AUGAGUUCCCUGAAAGCACGUCUAGCCCUGUUGAAGGCAUUCCUGGUGAAUGUCCCAUUGGUCCUCAAGACCGCUCUCCUCCAUGGCAUUCAGAUGUCCCCCGUGAAGGGGAAACAAGACCUCCGGACCGAGUUGACUGUCGCGAUCAUCCGAUCUUACUUGCGAACCAGGGCCCCGCUGGGCAAAACUCAGCGGGAUGGUAUUCGAGACCCGGGCGUCAAGGGUCCCAUGUGGAUAUCCAAGGUGACCCUGCCCCAGCCCGACAAUGAUGUGCGCGACGCAGUUCUGCAUGCGAUUGAAUCGCUCAAGACAGGCGAUGAGACAUUCGAGAUCCCAGAGGCCAUCCCGGUCGAAGGGGAAUGGACUGGACAUCGCGCCGGAGCGGGGAAGAAUACCCCGGAGCCUGAACUGUCGGAACAAGAGAAGUACUUGAAGCUGCGCGAGGAAUCGCCGUCGGACAUGACGAUUCUGUAUUUCCACGGCGGCGCAUACUUUCUGCUGGACCCCUGCACUCACCGCGUGCCCCUCGCCCAUUUGUCCCGCCUGACUGGCGCCCCGGCCUUCUCCGUCCGCUAUCGCCUGGCGCCUCAGAACCCAUUCCCUGCUGCCCUCGUCGAUGCCCUCACAGCCUACCUGUCCCUCGUCCACCCACCCGAGGGCUCGCUUCACCAACCCGUCCCCGCAAACAAGAUCAUCAUCGCCGGUGACUCUGCAGGCGGAAACCUUUCCCUGUGCCUACUCCAGACACUCUUGACUCUGGACCGGACGAACCGGACCGUUCGCUUUGGUGGCAAGGAUGUCGCCAUUGAGCUGCCGGCGGGUGUAGCUGGCGUUUCGCCAUGGUGCGACAUAACCCGCUCGAUGCCGUCGUGCUCCAACAACGCGUAUCUCGACUACCUCGACCCAUCGCCUCCGCCCUCGGACGAUGUGCCAUUUGCGAAUAUACCGUUUAUUCCAGAUGACAUUUGGCCUGCAUCGCCGCCUCGCGCUGAGAUCUUCUGCAAUUCGACUAUCCUAGGCCACCCGCUGGUGUCUCCGCUCGCUGCUCCGGCUGAAUUAUGGAAGAAUGCGCCACCUGUCAUGAUCUCUGUUGGUGAAGAGGGCCUCGCAGAUGAAGGCUUGAUUGUGGCGCGUCGUCUUCACGAGGCGGGCGUACCGCUGGUAGCAGAACUGUACGAGGGUAUGCCACAUUGCCAUGGCAUGCUUUUUCUGGAAACUCCAGUAAGCACUGCGUUUUUCAAGGGCUUUUCCGAGUUCUGUCGCGAUGCUGUGGCCGGUCGUGUGAAAUCGACCGGGACUCUGACAUGGCGGGGCUUCAAGUUGCAGUCUACUAAGGAAAUACCGAUUGAAAAAGUCUGUGGAGUCAGUGACGAGGAAGUGCGAUCUCUGAUGAAGAAGAGCAUUGAUUGGCGACUGAGGACAGAGAUCGAGAUGCAGAAAGAAUGGCAUGCAAAGGCACGACUCUGA
This is a messenger RNA of Penicillium olsonii, 1467 nucleotides long. NCBI's taxonomy places the organism in Eukaryota, Fungi, Ascomycota, Eurotiomycetes, Eurotiales, Aspergillaceae. The record is from the annotation of a GenBank genome assembly.